AUGACGAAGUCUGUCGCACGCACCCGAAGUCUUCCCUUUCUUCACAGGAACUGGAUUAUCGCCAUCAACUAUCUACAGUCCGCAACUGUAGGAUUCAAGUCCGACGACAGUCACUCCAAGUUAACAAACGGCCAUGACGAUCAUUACGCGCGCCCCGCAAAGCGACGUCGUUUUGCUGAGAGUUCUCCGGACUCCGGCAUAGGCCAGGAUAUUGACAGCCUCCUGCUGCCCAGUGAGCCAGGCGAGAUUCAACGCGCAGUUCGGAUCGAGGUCCUCAAGAUUGCCCACAAGGACUUGGCUCACCCAAGGCUGAACCCAGCUCUGAAUGGAACCAUUCCUCCUGCUACCAAGGAUGCCACAAGCAUCAGAGCCCGUUGCAAAAUCACAAUCACCACCGCGAGGCACACGCCUGGUGAGGUUCGCAGCCUCUAUUGUGACAGCCAAAUAUGCACCAUCAAAACUUUUCAGAAUCUGGCUGGUUUGUCCCAGAUGGCCAGAGUCUACCUGCCUCAGCCAUUUCACAUUCCCGAAGAGAAGAUCUACGUGGAGCGCGACGACGACGCAGUCUUCGACCUUGCGGACCAGUACUCAAUGUUUUUGGAACUUGAAUCAGCCGGUGACCGCAAUUGGCCACCUUUGAACCUGGUGAACACAAACUCCGACGAAGACGUGUUUCUUGCCCACUCCACAACAUCACGUCACUGGACGCUUGCGGCCGAGAUCCCAAAGAUCAUUGAUGGAGGUCGGAGGUCGGGAUUCUUGAGGCUACAUAAGGGAGCUGGUCAAGGUGCCAGAACCGAUUUUGUUCUGGACAUUGAUGUGAGAGCGACGACAGCACUCCCAGAGCGGCCUUUGUGGAACAAUCGGGAGAGGAUUUCCCCCUACUCUGCAGCCCUUGCAGAUCAGCAAGAUGAGCCCCCGCCAGUCACAAAUGGUCAUGUCAACGGAGCCCAAGUCGACGGGAACCUGUUGAACGGGAACCUGACGAAUGGGCACCCCAGCCUUGUCGAGGAUGACAUGGAGGAGGAAGCGGAAGACAAGUACGUGGAGGGUGACGACUCUUGGGUCAAAUCCCGCUUAGGGCCGCAUAACGACGAUGGGCCAGUCGUGCCGGCCCACAAAGCGUCACAGACAAGGACGGGCCAGGUGAGGCCAUCACAGAGAUCUGGAGGCCGUCGAAAGGAGAAGAAGGUUCUUGUUCCAGAAACCAAGCAGCCGCUGUUUGACUCUCUGAGCAAGGCCAAAUUGAUACCUGGUACAGAGGUUCGACAGUCUGUAGCCGAUGAUACGUGGCUCAUUCAGAAGCAUCGAGAUAUUGUCCAGGAUUUCAUUGACGUCGAUGCUGCCGAGAAAGACUACAUCAAGCAGUGGGACGCGUUCAUCCACAAGAGACACAUAAGCUCGGAUGCCUUCAUUUCACGCGCGGUGCUUGAAUUCGUGAAUGAGAAGAUGCAGUGGCUUCUCAGCUCGCAAUCUCGUAUACAGGAAUUCGGCAAACAUCUCACGGUCCUCAUCGCAAGGGGUCUAGAUGAUGACACCGUCAGGCAGGUACAAUCUCGCAUACAAGAAGCCCGGAGUCAGAAGCCGCCAGAGACAGAACAAGUGUCUUCGCAGCAGCCUCCUAAGGAGGGCCAACACCGUAGCUCCAAGGGAUGCGCGGUCUGUGGGCGGAAUGUUCGCGGCCCGCAGUUGCUUAUCUGCUCGAACGAGGACUGCAAGAAACCUCUGUAUCACGAGGACUGCGUCAAGGACAAGGCGCAGAUUCCAGUUGAGCACCAAGAUUGGCGAUGUAAUGAAUGCGCAUCUUCGCAGGCUGGCUAUGGGAGUUGA
Molecule: messenger RNA, 1830 nt
Organism: Diaporthe citri
Lineage: Eukaryota; Fungi; Ascomycota; Sordariomycetes; Diaporthales; Diaporthaceae
Exons: 4
Coding region: 1-1830 (609 amino acids)
Cellular component (GO): nucleus
Molecular function (GO): chromatin DNA binding
Source: RefSeq, a predicted model, not a curated record